AUGAACAAUCCCUAAGAUUAAUUAAGAAAGGCUUUGAAACGUUACAACAAUAAUGAUAAGCCUAAUAAUAAUCGCAAUUGUAGAUCUUAAUAACUUUAAAUGCCUUAAGUUCCUAAGGGAAUGCUGAGUAUGAAUAGCGCAUAAAAAUCUGAACGAAAUGCUAAAUUAAGCGAUACAGGUAGCUAGCAAUUAUAAUUUAGAUACCACCGAUGUGACUCAUUAUAACCUCAAUUUCUCAUAACCAAUUCAAUCCUCAUAUUAAGUAGAACAUCUAGACUUGAGUUUCUUUAAAAUUUAACCUUGUAAGAUCCCGGGCAGUCAUAGUCACAAACAUUGUCCCUUCUACCAUAAUGCUAAAGAUAGAAAAAGGUAUAACCAUGAUAAAAAUUAGAAAUAAUACGUAAUAUUCAGCAGAGUUAUGUGCAUAUGUUGAAAGCAAUUAAUAGUGUCCAUACGGGGAUAAUUGCAAUAAGGCACAUAAUAGAGUAGAAUAACUUUAUAGACCAGACAAUUACAAAACUAAAUUCUGCUCAUACUAUCCAAAUAACAUCUCUUAAUGUGAUUAUGGAAAAUUUUGUUCAUUUGCACAUUCAGAAGCAGAUAUAGUAAUCGAAUUGAUUCAUAAUUUGGAAUAUGAUGAUGAUUUCUUUAUGUUUUAUUAUAAGAGUGUGUGGUGUCCUUUCAACCUUACCCAACAUGAUAAAGCUUUGUGUGUUUAUGCUCAUAAUUGGUAAGAUUUUAGAAGAAAACCAUAAAUUUAUCAAUAUCAUCCAGUUCCUUGUCCGAGUUGGAACACUGCAGAAUAUAUCUUGGAGUAUUAUAGUGGAUGCUAGGAAGGUUUCAAUUGUGGGAAAUGUCAUGGUUGGAAGGAACUUGAAUAUCAUCCCAUGCUGUUUAGAACUAAACUAUGUAUAAAUUAACAAUGUUCAAAGACUGAUUGUUCAUUCUAUCAUAAUAAUUAAGAAAAACGGUAAUUGAAUAGAUUAUGGUAGAUGUAUUGAUUAAUUGUCUCAAUUCAGAGUAUUUAAAAUAGUUCCCAGAAACAGAAUUGUGUAGAACAUUUUCAAAGUUCGAGAUAAGAGCCUACUAAAUUCUCAAAGGAAUGCGAGUAACAAAUCAUAAGACCUGACCUUGAGUUAUUAGAAACACUGCAGCACGAGUGAUCAACAAUGGCUUGGACACAAUUUACAAAACAGUUUUCAAUAUGACCAAGAUUUGGACGAAGGCAAAUAGAACAGUAAGGGAUAACAUUACCAAACUACCUUGAUUUCCAUUUAAGAAAGAACGGGUAUACAUAUUUUAUUAGAACAUUAAGAUUCCGAUGAGUUAAAGGAUUUAAAAGACUUAAUGAGGAAGAAAUCAAAUUCAGUUGUUGAAGACAAAUAAAAUAAUGAUGAUAAUGAACAUGUUCGUACAGUUUUGAAAAUGAUUGACAUGGACCAGUGA
Paramecium octaurelia is the source of this 1446-nucleotide messenger RNA. The record is from the annotation of a GenBank genome assembly. Lineage: Eukaryota; Ciliophora; Oligohymenophorea; Peniculida; Parameciidae.